Messenger RNA from Fomitiporia mediterranea MF3/22, 510 nucleotides. RefSeq lists its product as uncharacterized. NCBI's taxonomy places the organism in Eukaryota, Fungi, Basidiomycota, Agaricomycetes, Hymenochaetales, Hymenochaetaceae. The annotation marks the transcript as partial. The record is from RefSeq and is a predicted model, not a curated record. The transcript has a single exon.
CGCUGCGAGCGAUACUUUCCUCACAGCAGAGCACUAUACCAAUACAGAAGAGACUCACCGAACCAUUACUUCUGCGAAUACUGCAAUGUCGACCUGUUUUCUUACGCGGCUUUAUGCCACCACAAUGGUCUGAAACAUGCUCCUUGCACCUCUUAUGAUAUAGUGUUCGCCGAUACGGACGCUCUUCUUGGACAUGCGGUCGAGGAGCAUUUUGUAUGCUGGUCAUGCAGAAAGAUAUUUACCACGUUCAACGGAUACGUGAAUCACAACGAAUCCGAACGCCAUUAUUGUCGCGAAUGCAAUAGACCCUUUCAGUCCAAGAAUAAUCUUGAACAACACCGCGCUUCGUCACUUCAUACCCUAAGAUCGAUAAUGUGCCCGGGAAGGUUGUACGUCAGGAAGUUUGCGAGCGCGUCCGCAUUGAUUCUCCAUGCGGAGUGCGGCACCUGCCCGUCCGGCACCACGUGCAAAGAAAUUAAUGCAUUCAUAGAAUCAUACAUGUUACGAUAG